AUGAAUAGCCUCCAGUCAUCGAGGCUUAGCGAGGACGAUCUUCUCAGUUCCCCGUCCUCAGAUGAAAAGAUGGACACAGCAUCAGAAUCUCUAAGAUCUACCCAAAACACGCCCAAUUCCAUCUUAUCAGAUUCAGACGAACGAGAGACUGAAGUUCUUAGACUACAAAAUCCAAAUGUUUUGAGACUCUCCGAGCCGGAAAAGUUAGAUAAUAAAAUCUUAAUCAAAACAGAUUUAAGCGAUAGUGUAAUCAUAAAAAUGUCUAAUUUGAUGAUUGAUUCAUCAAAGAAAAGGCCCAAAAACUUGGGCAUUAGCCCACCGAGACAUAGUUCAGCGUUAACUCUAACAACAAAUCAUCCCUUAAUGGGAUUAGGGAGUCCGGAUGAGAAUUUUCCCGACGCUCUCCCCAAAAAGGUGACUAAAAAUGAGGAAGAAAAGGAUCUGAGUGUCUCCAGCAUAGAAGACGAAAGGACGACGACUAACGGCUACGAAUUGUACACGCCUUUAAGGAAUACGUCAAAGAACAAUUUAUACUACUCAGAUAACUUCGUGACGGCCGACAGUCAGGUUUUAAAUGAUUCCUUAAAUUUUACGCCAGAUGUCGCGAGGAUGGAACAGAAGGAGAGGCGAAAAAUCAUUCCUCGUUUUAUAGGAACGCCUGUGGCAGAUAAUGCGACGCAAAAAGACUGCUUCGAUGACAAUAUUGCCAUAAAGAAGUAUGCGGAUAACAAAUUGUUUAUCCAAAGUACGCCCAAGGCCCUUGCAAUUGACAUUCCUGAACCUGAAGAGUUUCAUACAGUGGCAGAAUGGUGCGAAUCUCCAUCGCAUCUCCGCGCGAUGCCUAAUUUUGAUCUGCCCAUUGAGAUGUCGAGUAGCAUCGGUAUGCAUAAUGAUCUGGAAUCCCCAGACGUGAUAUCCUCAUCAACUCAAGAAGAUAGAUCAGCUUAUCAAGCGAUGUUGGACCCCUACACGGGGUCGGUCGCGCUAAGGCAUACCGCGCCUAGAAGUAACCCGCCACGCAGGAAAGUGCAAUUGCAGCCUCCAGAAGAAGACGACAGAUGUAGCCUGGACAGCGUCAGCGGCUGUUCCAUGGAGUCAGAGGAUGAACCACCUCCUCCGCCGCCCCAACAUGUGCAGGAUACCAGUGAAGAGGACAAUACUAAGAGAUCAAAAUCAACGAACACAGUGAGUGAGUGCAGCGACCCCAUCCCGGAGUACUCCGCGGCUGAGGAGUUCAGGGACGAGAGGUCCUGGCUGACCGUGCAGCACGGGGGCGGAUGCGCAGUCUGCGACAUGAAGGUGAUAGAGCCGUUCAAGCGCGUCGUCUCGCACGGCGGCUACGAGCGAGGUGGCGCGGCGCUUAUUGUGUUCAGCGCGUGCUACUUGCCGGACAACGCGCGCGCCGACUACCGCUAUGUUAUGGACAACUUGUUCCUGUACGUGACGUGGAGCCUGGAGCGGCUGGUGACGGACGAAUAUGUAUUGGUGUACCUGCACGGUAGCGCGGGCCGUCGUCGCAUGCCGAGCUUCACGUGGCUGCACGAGUGCUACAAGCUGUUGGACAGACGAUUAAGAAAAAGUCUGAAACACUUGUACCUGGUGCACCCAACGUUUUGGCUGAAGUCUUUUGUCCUCGUAGCUAAGGCUUUUGUGAGUUCAAAGUUCCUUCGGAAGCUGACAUAUGUGAAGAGUCUCAAAGAACUGCUAGAGAAAGUGCCCGUGGAGCCGAAUGCUAUUCCAGAAAUCGUGAAACAAUACGACGAGCAUAGGCAA
Molecule: messenger RNA, 1773 nt
Organism: Brenthis ino (lesser marbled fritillary)
Lineage: Eukaryota; Metazoa; Arthropoda; Insecta; Lepidoptera; Nymphalidae
Source: the annotation of a GenBank genome assembly